AGGGUUGCAAUUGCAUAGAAGUAACUCCCGGCAGAGCCAUUAGUGCGUCUCUCCCCUUCAACAAACUCAGCAGCGUAAACCUCUAAAACCCUUGCUGUGGCGAAUUCGGUCUCUUGAACCCGGAGCCGAUUUGGCAGUGCAAGACUAUUGUUUCGGCGGCCAUGGGAAAAUCUCGAUCUCAAAUCAAUAAAGCACACAAAACUCGCUACUCCUCUAAAUCAUCUCGCAAUGAACACAAAGCUCCUCUCAAAGCGAAAGCCAAAAUUUCCAAGUCAGAGCGCGGUGUUGCCGAAGGAUCUCGGGCUGUUCGACAUCAAUGUAACAAGAAGUUGCGAGAGCAGAAACGUGAGCUCUUGCUUAAAGAAAAAAAGGCUGCAAGCCCUCCCCGUGUCAUUGUUCUUUUUGGGCUCUCUGCUUCUGUGGACCUAGAUUCACUUGCGGAUGAUCUCUUGAGACUAUUGUCCGGAGAGGGCAGCAGAGCUGGGUCUUCAACAGUUGCUUCUUCUGAGUAUAGGUUGAGAGUAACGGUACUGAAAGCACCUCACGGGGAUUUUCUGUCCUGUAUGGCAAGGGCCAAGGUUGCGGAUUUGAUUGCUUUUGUAGCAUCAGCAAACUCGUCACAUGAAGAGAGUGCUCCCUUCUAUAUCGAUUCAUUUGGAAGUCAUUGCCUAUCUUUGUUUAAAGAAAUGGGUUUACCAAGCACUGUGGUGUUGAUUCGUGACUUGCCCGCCGAGCAGAAAAUAAGGAAUGACGUGAAAAAGAUGUGUAUUUCUAGCAUUGCUUCCAAAUUUCCUGAAGACUGCAAGUUUUACCCUGCAGAUACAAAGGAUGAGUUGCACAAGUUUGCAUGGCAAUUCAAGGAGCAAAGACUCACAGUGCCUCAUUGGAGAAACCAAAGACCUUUCCUAAUGGCUGAGCAGGUUGAUAUGGUAGCAAAUGAUUGCAGUCAAGAAAAAUGUACCCUCCUCCUUACUGGUUAUCUGCGUGCUCGUAGCCUCUCUGUAAAUCAGCUGGUUCAUGUUUCCGGUGCAGGGGAUUUCCAGCUGUGUAAAAUUGAAGUUCUGAGGGACCCAUUUCCUUUAAAUUCAAGAAAAGUAGUAGAUGUUAUGGAGUCAGAUGAAGUAGGUGAUGUGGAGAUUCUUGGUGCCCUGGUACCUGACCCACUGAAGCAAGAGCCUUUGAUUUUUGAGAAUGUUCCAGAUCCUCUUGCAGGAGAACAGACACAUCCAACAGAGGAAGAAAUGGCCGAAGCCUUUAGAAAACGGAAACAGGAAUUGUUGAGAAAGAAGACUGUUCCCCAAGGCACUUCAGAAUAUCAGGCUGAAUGGAUUUUGGAUGGGGAGGAUGAAGAGGAUUCAGAUAGUGAAAAUGAUGAUGAUGAUGAUGAUGGCAUGGUAUUGGAUGAAAUAGAAACUGGCUUUCCAGGUCAAGAGGACACAAAUAACUCGGACCUUGAUGGUGACCAAAUGUCACUGAACUUAAGGGACUCUGAUGCAGAGACUGAAGCUGAUUCAAUGAUGAUGGAAGGAGAGAACUUCACCAGGGAACAGAUAGAGGAUGAGAUUCGAAAAAUUAAAGCUGCUCAUGCUGAAGAUGAGGAGUUUCCUGAUGAGGUGGACACUCCACUGGAUAUUCCUGCUAGAAAGCGUUUUGCAAAGUAUAGAGGCCUCAAGUCCUUCAGAACCUCAUCAUGGGAUCCCAAAGAGUCCCUGCCGCCAGAAUAUGCAAGAAUUUUUGCGUUUGGUAAUUUUGCAAGAACGCAAAAGAAUGUUUUUGCAAAAGCCCUAGAAAUGGAGGAAGAGAGUAGGGAUGACUGUGUACGAGCAAGUUCAUAUGUGAAGCUUCAUGUCAAUGAAGUACCUGUUGGUGUUGCUUCCAAACUAUGCAUGACUGCUAUGGGAGCUCCUAUAGUUGCUUGUGGCCUUUUGCAGCAUGAAUCGAAGAUGUCUGUUUCCCAUUUCAGCAUAAAGAAGCAUGAUUCAUAUAGCGAUCCUAUCAAAUCCAAGGAGGAAUUACUAUUUCAUGUUGGUUUUCGCCAAUUUUUUGCUCGGCCUAUAUUUUCUGCUGACAAUAUGAAUUCAGACAAACACAAGAUGGAGAGGUUUCUUCAUCCAGGUCGUUUUUGUAUGGCUUCAAUUUAUGCUCCGAUUUCUUUCCGUCCUCUGCCCUUGAUAGCCCUGAAGAUUGUGGAAGGGGGUUCUGGACCUGUGGUUGCUGCUGUUGGUACUUUGAGAAGCAUUGAUCCUGAUAGGAUAAUUUUAAAGAAAAUUAUAUUGAGUGGUUUCCCUCAUCGAGUGUCAAAAGUGAAAGCUUCAGUAAGAUAUAUGUUUCACAACCCAGACGACGUGAGAUGGUUUAAACCUAUUGAAGUGUGGUCUAAAUGUGGUCGCCGUGGUCGCAUCAAGGAACCUGUUGGGACGCAUGGUGUAAUGAAGUGCAUCCUCAAUGGGGUACUUCAGCAGCAUGAUACUGUUUGCAUGACCUUGUACAAGCGAGUGUAUCCCAAGUGGCCAGAACGUCGGUUUCCAAUUUCUGAUGCUUAAUCAAAUAUAAUCGGUUCUGGAUUUCGAGGAGAAAUGCAUUCACUUUGGUUGUCGAUGGGAAUGAAGUUUGGGUUCAGAUUUUCAAUCUUUUAUUGAGUUGACAGAUAAGCUUUAUGCAGCUGUGUGGUACAUUACAUAGAAUUCGAGGAUUGGUUCUGGAAAAGGAAAGAAAGGUUCUGGAAAAUGAAAGAAAGCCAUACCUCGAUUGAUUACCAACUUUAGUUAUGUUUGUUAAUGAAACUCUUUGCAGUUUAGCUAAAUUAAUUAUUAGGUUAUUUUUCAUUGCAUGCGUGUUUUUAUUAUUCCGGAGUUUUAGUGCGAUCCAUCCAAGAUCAAUUUUGGGAGCUUGUUCAGUUAGAUCCUUUGUUGAAUUGUUAUGCAAAGCUGGUUUCUUGAUGUAUUUAGUACAUAUACAUUAAUUCUUAAGAGCUUUAUUAGAAUUGUUGCAUGAAGUGAGUAUUAUACGA
Molecule: messenger RNA, 3010 nt
Organism: Tripterygium wilfordii
Lineage: Eukaryota; Viridiplantae; Streptophyta; Magnoliopsida; Celastrales; Celastraceae
Product: pre-rRNA-processing protein TSR1 homolog
Exons: 21
Coding region: 162-2543 (793 amino acids)
Biological process (GO): endonucleolytic cleavage of tricistronic rRNA transcript (SSU-rRNA, 5.8S rRNA, LSU-rRNA); maturation of SSU-rRNA from tricistronic rRNA transcript (SSU-rRNA, 5.8S rRNA, LSU-rRNA); ribosome biogenesis
Cellular component (GO): preribosome, small subunit precursor; nucleus
Molecular function (GO): GTPase activity; GTP binding; U3 snoRNA binding
Source: RefSeq, a predicted model, not a curated record